This is a messenger RNA of Charadrius vociferus (killdeer), 2211 nucleotides long. It is a transcript of the gene FNDC7, whose product is annotated as fibronectin type III domain containing 7. Gene Ontology annotation, molecular function: protein binding. The record is from RefSeq and is a predicted model, not a curated record. Bases 1 to 2211 code for a protein of 736 amino acids. The transcript has 12 exons. NCBI's taxonomy places the organism in Eukaryota, Metazoa, Chordata, Aves, Charadriiformes, Charadriidae.
AUGCGCGGUGCAGAAAAUAAAUCAUUAAUAUUUGUUGGACUCCUUUUCAGCUGCCUAGAAAUGAUCUUUUCAGCUAACACAGGUUUCUCUAUGUCUAUAUACGAUGUGACAUCACGAAGCAUUUAUCUCAGAUGGCCCAAGUUUUCAGGAGCCUCUUCUUAUAGAGUCACAGCUACAGCUGUGAAUACUGUAGGCCACUCAUUACUGGCUCAUUUUAGUGAUGUUACACUUAAAGGAACUCUAACUCCAUUAAUUCCCAAUACUAUUUAUGCUAUACAAGCAGAAGCCAUUGACAAGAAUGGAAUUGUUCUUGCAGAAACACAGAUUAUGCAGUCAACAGCCCCAGACAUACCUGUUAUUGACCAAGCUUAUUCAAAACUUAGCAACAGUAUCACAGUGGAAUGGAGAGCAGUACCUGGGGCGACUAGUUAUCUGCUGACUGCACAAGAUGGAGAUUCCUUCGUUGAAACUAUAGUUGCAAAUUCUCCAGGCACAGUGACGGGACUGAAACCUGCCACCUUGUACAGAAUCACUAUCAGAUCAAUAAAUUCAGGAGGAAAAAGCCAGCCUUCACCUUUCAGAAAAGCAAAAACAGUCCUGGCUGCUCCAAUUCUUUCUGUUAGUUCUCCAAGUUGUGACUCCAUUGCAGUGAGCUGGAAAGCUGUGUAUAUGGCAGCUGGAUUCUCUGUGUCCCUCAUGAGAUCAGAUGGUUUAGGCAGAAUGCUGAAGGAGAACACCACCAAUACCUCCAUGAUAUUCACAAAUCUAGACCCAGGAACUCUCUAUACCAUCAAGGCAUAUGCCUGGAAUGUCAAUGGGAUCCCUGGAGAUGAUUUCACAUAUAACCAAAGAACCAUUCCUUGUGCACCGGUAAAUAUAUCAAUUGAAGAGGAUGAACCUGGUCACUUGUUGGUAUCAUGGUCUAGCGUCAAUUUUGGUCAUUAUUAUGUGGCUUUUGUGAAGAGUGAUGAUGGCUUGGAAGUGCACUGCAACACAUCACAUACUCAAUGCCAUUUCCAGUCGGACUGUGGCUUCACUUAUUUCAUUAGUGUCUUUGCAUAUAACAAAGCAGGGCAGAGUCCUUUAGGUGAUGUAUUCAAUUAUACUACUGCACCUUGUUGCCCCAGCGACUUCAGGGCGGCGGUGGUGUCGAGCGACACCGUGCGGGUCACCUGGGCUCCUGUCCGCGGUGCUGAAAUGUACCAAACCAGAGCGGUCGGCUGGAGCGGCGCGGUGCUCUGCAACGACACCGCCGCCGCCUGCACCUUGUCGGAUCUCCAGUGCAACACCCGCUAUAAUAUCACGGUUUAUUCUUUCAGCGAGGCCAGGGGCAGCAACACGUCGUGUGCGUCUAAGUACGUGGCAACAGCACCCUGCAGUCCUGAAAUUAAAAAUAUCUCAAAGGAGGCUCUUUCUGUAAUCAGCGUGCACUGGCAAUCUAACAAUGAAGAAGCUACAUAUAUUGUCACUGCCAGAGGAGAGGCUGGACUUUGGCAUUGCACAAGCUCUGGAAGUUCCUGUACCCUAAUUAAUCUUCCCUGUGGAUCUGCUUUCUCUGUUAGUGCUGUAGCAAGAUCACCAGCAGGACAGAGCUUACCAAGUUACAGUGUCCCUUUAGAGACAGCUCCUUGUUGCCCUAAUGAACUGAUACUAACUCAAGUGACGCAGUCUGUAACAAAUAUCAGCUGGUCUGUUGGGAUGGGUGCACAGACAUAUAUAACAACACUGGAGUCUCCAAGAGGACAGGCAAAGUGUCACACUCUUCAAAACUACUGUCUCCUGGGAUGCAUCACAUGCGGCACCAACUACACAGUAUCUCUGAAAGCAAUCAGUGAAACGGGUUUGACAUCCAGUUGCACAUAUCAAGGAUAUUCUUCCAGUGCUUGCUGCCCUUCUGGGGUGAAGCUCUAUAGACUCGGCAAUAAUGGUAUCAGGGUAUACUGGCGAGCUUCUGAUGAAACGAUAAACUACAAUACUGAUUUACAUGGCUCAAAAGGCAAUUUCACCUGUAGCCCUAGCUCAGGUCUAAGUCAUUGCGAUAUCACUGAGAUACCUUGUGGGGAUGUCUACACAGUGGUAGUAUCUCCAAUUACUGAUACGGGGCCGAAGCUUACAUUUUGUCCUAAGAAAAUAUAUUCAGUAACCUGUUCUGGAAGCUCUGUUGGAAUGGUGAUUUAUAGAGGAAAGAGCAAUGCAGAACAACAUAUCUAG